AUGGCCCUGUGGGUCCCAGCACAUGUUGCUCUGCACCUUCUGAGCCCUGAGUGGAUUUUUGGCUUAGGGAAGGGAAACUACUGGACCUUAGAUCCCAACUGUGAGAAGAUGUUCGACAACGGGAACUUCCGCCGCAAGCGCAAGCGCCGCUCGGAGCCCAACGCGCCCGCAGCCUCCUCCCUGGGGGGCCUGAAGGCCGAGGAAGAGCGACCCAUCCCAGCCGCAGGAAAACCGUGUGGAAACAGCCCACCCCCAGAGCUGGACCCCUCGCCUUCUGCCAGAGACCAUCCAAAAAGCUCCUCUCCCUCCGGGAUCAUUUCAUCCACCCCCAGCUGCCUCAGCACCUUCUUCAGCGGCAUGAGCUCCCUGAGCGGCGGGGGCGGCCGGGGGGCGGGGGGGCUCAGCAGUGACCUGCAUCACAGGAACUUCUCUGCUGGACAGCUGAGCAGUGGCACUUUCACCCCUUCCAGCAGCUCUUCUCAGGAGGUGCCUUCGCCAGACCAGCUGCAGCGGGUGGCGGGACCUUCCCCUGCCUACUACAGCUCCUUCCAUCCCAGCAGCAGCAGCCAGGGAGCCCAGUACAACCACUACUACAACUUCACUGUUAACAGCCUCAUCUACACCCGGGAUGGAACAGAGGUGUAG
Molecule: messenger RNA, 645 nt
Organism: Chaetura pelagica (chimney swift)
Lineage: Eukaryota; Metazoa; Chordata; Aves; Apodiformes; Apodidae
Gene: FOXI3
Product: forkhead box I3
Exons: 2
Coding region: 1-645 (214 amino acids)
Biological process (GO): cell differentiation; regulation of transcription by RNA polymerase II; anatomical structure morphogenesis
Molecular function (GO): DNA-binding transcription factor activity, RNA polymerase II-specific; RNA polymerase II cis-regulatory region sequence-specific DNA binding
Source: RefSeq, a predicted model, not a curated record